This is a messenger RNA of Amphiprion ocellaris (clown anemonefish), 3274 nucleotides long. Its product is annotated as rho GDP-dissociation inhibitor 1-like. Lineage: Eukaryota; Metazoa; Chordata; Actinopteri; Pomacentridae. Gene Ontology annotation, biological process: Rho protein signal transduction. The transcript is spliced from 6 exons. Gene Ontology annotation, molecular function: Rho GDP-dissociation inhibitor activity; protein binding. The record is from RefSeq and is a predicted model, not a curated record. Bases 524 to 1192 code for a protein of 222 amino acids. Gene Ontology annotation, cellular component: cytosol; cytoplasm; membrane.
UGUCUGAGCACACAAACACGCAACUGCAGACAGACUCUGCCGGCUGAAGCAGCGUCUGCCUUCCUUCCAGCAUCCCUGCUUGCAAAAAAAGGGAAAAAAAAGCCUCUUUCUCUUUCACUAAACUCUAGUUUAUGAGAGAGAAGAAGAAGAAGAAGUACUGCAGAUACCCAGCUGCUGCUUCUCAUGUCUGCUGCUUCUGCCUCCCUCCAUCCUCUCUCUCGCUGGCUCACACACAUCCCCAUCACAUCCACACCCACACCCACACCCAAGGAUACCCUCCCUGCCUCUCUCUCUCGCACGCUGUUUCUCCAACACCAGCCCUCCCUCCUUAACCCCUCCAAAUACAUUUUUAAAAAAUUCUCUGAGGAAGAGAUGCUCGCCUGACACUUUUUAAAAAAAUAAAUCUCCGAUCAAAGACUUUUCUUCUUGUGGAUGCUCCUCUAUUUCAUCUCUUGCUACUUUGUUGCUACCUGUGGACAUUCCUCGGUUCCCCGGUUCUUCUUCAGCCCUGCAGAGAGGCACCAUGCUGGGAUUGGACGUGUGUGAGUUCGGGGGUCAGGUGCUGGAGGUGCUGUGGCUGACUAUGUGCUACAGAGGUCUGAUGGCUGACAAGAAUGAUCUGCCUAUCGAGGAGGAAGAGAAUGAGCGAAACCUCAACUACAAUCCUCCAGCGCAGAAGUCACUGCAGGAGAUUCAGGAGCUGGACAAAGAUGACGAGAGUCUGGUGAAGUACAAGCAGACCCUGCUGGGACCGGAAGCAGCGAUGGCAGACCUCUCUGAGCCCAAUGUCAAGGUGACCAGACUGACCCUGCUGUGUGAUGAUGCUCCUGAACCAAUCACGAUGGACCUGACAGGAGACCUGAGUGCUCUGAAGAAGAAGAGCUUCACCUUACAGGACGGAGUGAAAUACAGAUUAAAGAUCCUCUUCAAGGUGAACAGAGAAAUCGUAUCUGGCCUGAAGUAUCGUCAUGUGACUUACAGAAAAGGAGUAAGAAUGAGCAAGGUGGUGUGCAUGGUGGGAAGUUACGGCCCUCGGGCAGAGGAGCAGGAAUUUCUAUGCCCUGCUGAUGAGGCUCCUAAAGGCCUGAUGUCCCACGGCCAGUAUCAGAUCAAGUCCUGCUUCAUCGAUGACGACAAGAACGUCCACUUGUCCUGGGAGUGGAACCUCAACAUCAGCAAGGACUGGAAUUAAUGGAGAGUGUGAGAGGGAGACGAUGUUUCUCUCUUCCCUUCUUUAACACCUAUCCUUCAUCCCCUCUUUUCCUUCCUCUCUCUCACCCUCUUUCUCUUCAUCCUAUAGAGCAACCUUGCACUGGCCAAGACAGGUAGCUCUACUCCUCCUCUUCCUCCUUAUUCUUCUCUUCUACCUUUUCCUCCUGGUCUGUUUAAUGCACUAAAUGCAGUCCUCUAAAAGUCCGACUGGGACUUUUAGAGAAGAGAAUCCCCGUCUCUUUUUGCCUUUUGUCUUUGCAUUAUAAUUACAUGUGAUCCAAUCCAUCCUGAAUCAUCACAUACUGAAGUCUCCCCCUUCUAUUACUUUCAGUUUCUUUGAGCUUUCCUCCUCAUCCUGUCAGGUAUACACACUGAGCUUAGUCAGUUUAGGGUGCAAAGGGAAACAGAAUAUCAACACAGCAAAAUCAUUUUUUACAGCUGAAAUGAAAUAAACACCUCAGCAAACUGCAGAUGCUGCUGCUGCUGCUGUAGCCUGGAACAUCCAUUUGUUCUGAUUUAUUGCAACAUUGUUCAGCAUCCUGAAAGAAGAUGCCCUGAACGGUGUGAAGCAGACAUUGAAUAUCUGACAGGCAAAGUUUCCUAAAGAGAGGAGAUUAAAUAUGUAAAUGCAGAGUGCAUUUAGAGAGUCAGGAAGAAAUCUGGAUUCAUACAUAAGCAGAUUUGGUUAAAAAAGGAGGCUGCAGGGUACAGAUGAGAGAAAAAAAUACAUGCUGGUGUUGCACAGUUAAAUACUGCAGAAGGAGGCAAUUAAGCUACUUCAAAACCUAUUUUUUCAUUCAGUGUGACAUCUGCUUAGAGAAUAACCAUCACAUCUGAUGUUCAACACAAAUUAACACACAUAAAGCAACUUAAACAUGAUAGAAAAAGACUCCUCAUAACUCAGGUUUUAUGUUAUUUUCUUCCAUUUCAAGUAAUGCAGUGACAGUAAAUGAUAAAAAAUGAUAAUUCUGACCUAACUUGCUGAAUCAAAGGCAUCAUUAUACCUCCUGGUUAAAAGUAAUGGGGCAUUAGAGGAUUAAAGAAACAGAUAAGUAAAUGCAAUGUUUUUUUUACAUAUUUUAUUUGCAUCCUUCUUUCUUUUUUACUUUUUCUACAUCAUUUUCUCUCGCUUUCAUACUAUAUAAUGCAAACAACUUUUUUUCAUGACUUCUACUAAAUUCCACAUUUACAUGAUUAUUCCCAUUUUACAUAUUAAUCAUCUUUUCAGAAAGUAAAAAGGAAAGUUUUAGAACACUAAAAUGAAAUUAGCCUCUGACUAAACCGUCAUUGUGUUUUCAAACCAGAAUGAAAACACCAAUAACCUCUUUUUACAAAGAUCUUCGACUUGUGUUUUAUGGAACUUGGAUGAGCUGUAUUUUGAAAUUUCUGUUUUCUUUCGAUGCACCAGUUUUCUCAAUUUUUUGUAGAGCUUUUUUCGAAAGAGCACACCAAUGAACGACUGUAACUGAACUGUGUAUAUUGUAGAAAGAGAUGCAUGUGUGUCCUUUAGGAUUUGAUACUACUCACUCCAUAACAAUGAACAAAGUUAGCCCUUCCUCCUGUAUCAAGGACACAAGAUGGGAAUAAAACUCUGCUUUGAUGCUAGAAGAUGCUGGAGUUGACAGAGAAGUAUAUCAGGGGACAAACUGAGGUCCCUUAAAAAAUAAGGAAUAUCAUUAUUGUGUUUAGAUAUGAUAUUGUCAUUGUAGCUGAACAUAUUGAACAAUGAAAUACCAUUUGAGUGAAUCGUUGUGGUCUCAGACUAACUGUAAAUGUUGGCUUGUUGAGUGUUGCAUGGUUUAGCAAGAUUCUCUCUUUCCUUUUUUACAACUUUACUCUAAGAUUUAAUGUGAUUAAAAAAAUAAAUAAAAAAUACGGACGCAAUAUCCAGAUGUCAAUGGUUGCCAUAUGCUGGGAUAGUUUUAAAAAUACCGAUGGCUGGAAGAAGCUGUGUGUAUUUCAAGCCUCAGCCUGUAACAAUUAAAUGCUGCAUCUUCAAAUAUUGGUGUCGAAUCUGGUAUUCUAUAUCUUUUAAUAAAGACAAUUCAAGCAACCAGUAAAA